CUCCAUCAUAUUUCCCAGAGUGUUUUUUGCCAAAAAAAUAAAAUUGAUUCGGAACAGCUUGUUUUCUAUCGGAUAUUACGCGAAAUUUAUUUAGGUUUAUCACAUUCUAAUGAACUCUUACGAAACUCCUAUAAUAUGCACCAACAAACUGUUUAGCUCAGCCCUCUUGCUCCAGUCCGCCUUUAGCGCAUUUAUAAAAAAAACAAAACGAAAAACACGGCCUGAUCCAUCUUUUUUGUGUUACAAGUGUAAAAAAGAAUCAAUCAAUCAAACAAAAAAACAAACAUACAGCCCUCAUAUAACGCAGUAUUAAAAAAAAAUAUUUUACAAAAACUAUACUCCACUACUACUCACAUAUAAAAGGAACAAGUUCCUGAUCGUAUCAAAACACUAAACAAAUCCCAAAAAUAUAUCAUUUACUCUUAAAACAAAAAAGAACAGAAACAGAAACUUGUCCAGCAGCAUUUUGCUAAAAAUUCCAACAAGCAAACUGAAAGCGCGCAAGCAAACCCUUCCAUGCAAUAUGGCCAAAAUGUAUGGAAAGGGUAAGACCGCCACUGAAUCGGAGGAACAGCAAAAAUUACGAUGGCAAGUGGAAUUGGAGUUUGUUCAAUGUUUGGCAAAUCCUAAUUACUUGAACUUUCUAGCACAACGUGGCUAUUUCAAGGAUCAAGCCUUUAUCAACUAUCUAAAAUAUCUGCAAUAUUGGAAGGAACCGGAGUAUGCCAAAUAUCUAAUGUAUCCCAUGUGCUUGUAUUUCCUUGAUCUCCUGCAGUAUGAACAUUUUCGCCGGGAAAUUGUCAAUUCACAGUGUUGUAAAUUCAUUGAUGACCAGGCCAUACUGCAAUGGCAGCAUUACACGCGAAAACGCAUCAAAAUGUUAAAUGCCGUCAAUGGCAAUGUCAAUAGUCAACUGAAUUCAACGACCGGUUCGAAUUUGGAUCUAAUGGAUGGUACACAACAACAAUCGGGCCAAUUAACAGGGCAACAACAGGCGACGCAGCAGCAAGGCGCUCAAGCCACAAAUGCCUUGGGUGGUAGUGUUGCUGGCAAUAUGCAAAAUGGUACAGUGUCCUCGGUUGGUGGUGGCGGUGGUGGGGGCACUACACCGCAAAAUCAAAUGGUUGGCCAGCCAGGUCAACAAUCUCAGCAACAACAAUUGAAUGGCAACUCAUCGAAUUCUUCCAUUGUUCCAAAUCAAAGCAACACUGGUGCUGCAAUGAUGCAAAAAAUUUAAUAAUUGCUUUUCAUUUAUAAUUAAUAUUAUUAUUAUUACAAAAA
Musca domestica (house fly) is the source of this 1281-nucleotide messenger RNA. Its product is annotated as mediator of RNA polymerase II transcription subunit 31. Gene Ontology annotation, biological process: regulation of transcription by RNA polymerase II; double-strand break repair via homologous recombination. The record is from RefSeq and is a predicted model, not a curated record. The transcript has 5 exons. Lineage: Eukaryota; Metazoa; Arthropoda; Insecta; Diptera; Muscidae. The coding region runs from base 524 to 1237 and encodes 237 amino acids. Gene Ontology annotation, cellular component: Slx1-Slx4 complex; core mediator complex; mediator complex. Gene Ontology annotation, molecular function: 5'-flap endonuclease activity; crossover junction DNA endonuclease activity; transcription coregulator activity.